Messenger RNA from Cheilinus undulatus (humphead wrasse), 8527 nucleotides. It is a transcript of the gene tmem200a, whose product is annotated as transmembrane protein 200A. NCBI's taxonomy places the organism in Eukaryota, Metazoa, Chordata, Actinopteri, Labriformes, Labridae. The transcript is spliced from 5 exons. The record is from RefSeq and is a predicted model, not a curated record. The coding region runs from base 742 to 2424 and encodes 560 amino acids.
UUCCCACAAGCGUAGAAGCGCUUUAGAGGAAUUGGAUGGCGCUGCCUCGCGCUCCUUCCAGCACAGAGGAAAUAAAAACAAGCUUUAUUUCGCUUUGUUGGUUUCUUUUUACCAAUCAGCUUUCUCCUGAGCCGUUUUUCAAUGGAUUUCUGACUCUUUUUUGACGGGGAAUCGAGUUUAUUUGGCCACAAAUCGAGGAAACGACUUUUACGCAUUACAGCCACGAGGGAGAUAACAGCAGUGGCUUUGUUGUCCUUUUCCCGAUACAGAAAGGAAUAAUCUGGCCGAGGAGUUACACCCUGAGUGUUUUCGACUUUUUAAGGCAGAGUGUGUUAAAGGAUUUCCCUUCGCUCUGGUUGGGGAGCGUGUUUUCUCUCCGUCAUUGUCCUGUGCGCGCGUAAUCUUCAAAUGGCGUAAAACGUGCUCAACACGGGCUAAAGUCAGCAAAAUAGACACCGUGAGUCCUAGUUUGACUGGACUGACUGUAAUAAUGACAUUACAACGUCUCCAUUAAGGAUCCAGGCUGUGAGUAGAGACUGUGUUGUUGUUUCUAAGCCCCGCAGGGGAGCUGAGCCGUCUCCUGUCAUCUUAAUUUUCUCCGGCAUGGCAUCUCAGUGGAAGUAGCCUUCAAAGUGGAAGAUGGCUUUUUCCCUCUCCCCGGGUUACAGCCAAAUCCCCCUGCAUGCCUAAUGGCACAGUGACAGUGAAAAGUCGGCUCUUUGCGAAGGUAAGAGGUAAAGAAUGACUGCAGCAGCAGGUGUGCUUACAGGCUUGGCAAAGCUUAAACGCCAAGACUCUGCCCGCUCCCAGCACCGGCCGAUACCUCCAUCACCAGGCUUGGCGAAUCCUGCAACAGAGGCUGCCCCCAGAAAGAGGAAACGACGCACAGAUGUUGUUGUGGUACGUGGCAGGCUCCGGCUCUACUCUGCCUCCGGGUUUUUCCUCCUCCUGGGACUGGUUAUCUUGGCCAUAGGGAUUGGAAUGGCUACUCUUGGUUACUGGCCACACAGUGAAACCAUCCCCAAAUCCCCGGCUGGAGGAGGAUUGAAGACUGAAACUGCUGGAGGAGAUCAAACAACUGAAGGAAAUGGAGCCAAUAUGGCUGUCAUGGACGGCGAUAUGGCUAACUCUAAUGCUAGUCAUGUGCAGGACACGCCGUCCAAGCAGACAGGGGGUGCUCUGAUGCGGUUCCUGGAGCAGCAUCGUCACUCUGAGAGGAUGAAGAUGCUUGGGCCAUUCACUAUGGGCAUUGGGAUAUUUAUCUUCAUUUGUGCAAACGCCAUUCUUCACGAAAACAGAGACAGAGAAACAAAGAUAAUCCAUAUGAGAGACAUGUACUCCACUGUCAUCGACAUCCAUCGCCUCAGGCAGAAGGAGCAAAAACAACACCAUCACCGCAACAGCACCUACUCAAGAGACAUUGGGGACCUUAGAGGAUUUGGAGCUGAUAGCGCGUCACGGUUAGCCGGCAACUCACUCCUUGCUUUCUCCUCUCGUGCUGGAAGUGUAGCUGGAGGGGUUGGAGGCUCAACAGAGGAGGAAGAGGUUCUGUUAGGAGACGAGGAGUUUCAAAAAAACCGGUCACUGGCCAAGUUGGAUUGUAGUUUUGCUGGACUGCUUGCACCACUUUACAAAGACCGGCCCUUUUAUGGUCAUGGACUAGGGCUGGUUCACUCGGAUUCUGUACGCCACCAGUGGUCAGUGGACGGAGACGGGGAGAAAGGAGGGCACCAUGCCCGUUCAAUUGUCUCAUCCUCUAUAUCUGCGUUCACUCUUCCUGUCAUUAAACUCAACAACUGUGUUAUUGAUGAGCCAGAGAUGGAGGCGAUUACAGAGGAGGACAGAGGAGGUGAGAAGAGAGAUGGAGAGAGGUCACAACCUCUGACCUCCAUGGAGUCCCUGGUGGUUCCUGUAGCAUCUGUUGCAAAGGCAUCCAAACCUCCAGGACUCCAUCGCAGUAACUCAGCGUCCUCAUCCUCCCACUGCUCCUCUGUCUCCUCUUCCUCCCUCUCACCUGCCCCCUUAGGCUGCUGGCUCUCCCCUGGAGCAGCAAGAACUGACUUUGGCUCCAACUCCUCUCUGCAUAUGCUCAGCAGCCAUUCCAAAUCUCUGGACUUGGAGCGCAGGCCGAGCAUGCUCAGUGUUAACCCAGAGCAGCGGAAACACCCGAGUUGGCCCCGCCUGGACCGCAGCAAUAGCAGCCGCAGUAACAGUGGUAUCCGAGGCAGCAGUAAAGGGUACACGCGGCUGGAGGACAGGGAGGAGCAGGGGGGUGAGCGGCUGUUGGAUGCAACAGCAAGGCGCGACUACAGCAAGCGGGAGAAACUGCUGAUGAUAUCGAGGUCGCAUAACAAUCUGAGCUUUGAGCAUGAUGAGUUUAACAGUAGCACACUGAAAAGGGGCAGCUCAGAGACUAGGUUCUGAAGUGAUGGACUAAAGGUUGAAGACACUUCCCUCCUGUUCUUUAAAUUUGUUUUGGGGGGGAAUGAUGAGUUUAACAGCUUCAUUCUGGAGAAAGAAAACUCAAAUGUACUGCCACAUAAUUUUAGAGAAUAGUGAGUUUUGGACUAUCCUGUGCUGUAAAAGUUCCAAGACACUAAUACUUACAAAGACUGGCUGUUUUUAACUAAACCUAACCUUGAAUCUCUGCUGAGGGAGUAAAGUGGAAAAUGAAGUUUCCUACAGGGAUCAAUAAAUAAAUCUCCUCACAUCACCUGCCUGCUUUAUACAUACAUAGUUCUAAUAAAGUUUAGACAGCAUCGCCACCCUCAGAGAUCGCUUUCAAUCAAUAUAGUUUUAUUAGAACAGGUUGCUUUUGUAAAGUGAUUCAAGGUUUCACUCCAGCAGCUGCUGGUGAAAUCAAGGACACACCAGCAGCACUUUGAGCAAGUUCCUUCCAGAGUGAGUAAAAGAGGCACAAAGGUAAAUGUUUUAUAACAAGGUCUAGGAAAAGAAGCCGUGGGAUGAGCACGAGUGGCUUAAUAGGAAAAGAGAAAAAGCUCUAAGAUAAAAAAUAGUCAUUCUAAUGAUCUCUGCCUGGAGGGCACCUCUGAUAACAGUGUGUGUAGUAUGGUUGAACAGAGAGACUUGGGUUAUAAAUAGGGAUGAGGAUCGUUAAUUUUUAUUGAUAUUGAUACCCUUAUCGAUACUCCUUAUUGAUCCAAGUCCUUAUCAAUACCGCUAUCGAUACUUUUCUAUAGUUUGGUGGAAAAACAAAAUGAAGACAAAUAUUUAGACUCAAAGUGGUCUUAGCUGAGUAGUGCUUGAGUUAAAAAGCUAUAAUUCAGUCUGUAACAUCUAUUUAUAUCCCUUAAAUAUAAACACAUUCUUCAUAUUCACAACCAUAUUUAUUAAGGUUUCUUGCUUAAAACUAAAUUUUCCCAUUUUUACGUGACAUUUUAAUACAUUGUAACAUAUAGAAUACAGUCGUAUAAUUUACUGAGGUUACCUGAAUGCAUCAUAUUUUCCAUCUUUCAGCUGUUAAGUUCACUAAUUAACUUUAAUUCUGCUGAUUCCACUGCUGAUUUCUGCACUGGAUCAAUACUUUUGACAAACAGGACUUGCUCAAAGUUUUGGAACAUUUUUCAUCAUUUAUCUGAGCAGCUGAAGAAGAAAACUGUCCUGAAGCAGGGACAUGAGAGCCUGUUACUCCCAGCGCAGGCGGGUAUGUUUUGUCUUUUUUCCUCAAGCCGCCAGUUGAAGGUACCACACUCUGGUCUAAUGUGAUGCACAAUAUUGAUGUGUUUUUAGUUUAUGUUCCCCUUCUAAGAACUGAUGUAUCUUUUGCACCAAUUGUAUCUUAAAAUGAUGUUACGUCACACAGCCUGUGACACUCGAUAGCAAUAUCAAUAAGCCAAAAUGAUACUGAUUUUCAGGUAUUUCAAAAACACAGAACCGGGUCCUUAUGGACCCAGGUUUUGAUCGCCAUCCCUAGUUAUAAAUGAUGAUUUUAAACUGAUCUUUUUAUUUUGACCCAAACACUAACACCCUAUUUCCUCAAAUAGUCACAAAGGAUGUAACAUCUGACAUUCUUUACAUUUAUUUUGCAAAAACGAGGUAUUUUGCGCAAAAACUUACCUAAAAAGAGAGUAAAGCCACACAUCUUCUGGGUUUGUUUUUCUCAGCUCUAUGUCCACACUGAUAGGGCAUUGCUACUCAGAGCUUCUUCAUGUUUCACCCAGGAGCUCAGACUUGUUCGCAACAUGUUUGAGCCCCUCCCUCUGCAACCAAGAGCCCUGCCAACAUGUUGGGGAAAAGGGACGGUCCUGCCAACUCAGUGUUUUUAAAAAGGCACAAUGAUGGAGAAAUAAACAACAACAAACAUUUCCAAUGAACAACAACAACAAUCAAAUCAAAUAUGUGCUUAAAACAGAGAAGAGAGUUUUACAAACAGGGGCUGUCAAAAAACAUAAAGAGAGGAGAGCUGAGGAAUAGAGGAGGUGUGGCCAAAGAUAAGAUCUGUUUUGGUCUGAGAAACUGGUGCAAAAGUGUGACAUCUGAUGGACGUCAACACUGGAAGUCACAUAUAACACCUUUAACCCUAGCUGCAUUAAGCAUCAGUCCUUUACUCAAAGUAGGCUUUAAUUUAGUUCAGACCUUAAUGUUUCAGGCCUUUAUUCGAAGCAGGCUAGUAUUCAGUUCAGACCUUGAUGUCUCAGGCCUUUAUUCAAAGCAGGCUGUUAUGCAUUUUAGACCUUGAUUUCUAAGGUAUUUAUUUGAAGCGGGCUAGUAUUCAAGUUCUGACUUUGAUGUCUUGGACCUUUAUUCAAUGCAGGUAUGUAUUCAAUUCAGACCUGAAUAUAUUCAGGCCUUUAUCUGAAGCAGGCUUUUAUCCAAUUCACAUCUUUAUUUUUCAGGCCCAUAUUCCAAGCAGGCUCAUAUCCAAUUCAGACCUGGAUAUCUCAGACCUUUAUACAAAGCAGGAUUUUAUUCAGUUAAGACCUUAAUGUCUCAGGCCUUUUUUGAAGCAAGUGUCUAUUCAGUUUAUGGCCUUUAUAUGAAGGAGGCUUGUAUUCAAUCCAGACCUUGAUUUCUUAGGCCUUUAUUUAAAGCAGGCUUGUAUAAAACUCAUGCCUUUAUUCCAAGCAGGUGUGUUUAAAUUUAAUCCUUGAUUUCUUACAGACAAUAUAUGAUUAGAUAUUAUUAGAUAAUAGGACAUAUGUUUCCAAUCACCCAGAUUAGCUAUUGCAUUACACUUUUCAAUAUGAAUCUAAUUAAGUCAUUUGAUUUAAUUUAAAGCUCCUCAACAUGAAAGUUAUCUCUGAAUGCUCCAUAUUUUUGUCAGGCUUUUUAUUUUGAAGCUCUCGAGUACUAUGUUUCAGACAACUGAGUGCACUGCACAGUUACUGGCCAAUGCUACCCAGCAUUUGUCACUUAUUUUUAAAAUAACAGUUUGCUCAGACGUGAGCAAAUCUGCAGUGACUGAAAUCAGACACUGCAUUGUCUAUCAGUGACAUGCAUUUUGACAAAAGAUGGUGGAUGGAUGUGCUUUACACCUCUUUGAAAUGCAUAUUAUAUAAAAGUAAUGGGGAAUGUAUCCAUCAUUGUUUUCCUCGGACUGCAUUUGGGACUGGGAUAUAUUUGUUCCAUCUCUUCUUCACAAUCCUGUUAUUAUUUGAGGAAAUACUGUGUGGAAACAAUGGUACUGAAGAAUCCCAUUGUCUCUCAUAGCCUGGUGUUCUAAUAAUGAGUAAUGUUUACAGCAGAGCCCCAGCACUAUAAAUAUAUAUACAUAAAAAAGGUAAAGUAUUUGUUUUAAAGGAAGUUUGAGUUUGUUUGUGUAUCUGAUCUUCAGACUGUAGCAGAUGUAGAGAUCCACACAAAGAGAACAGUCAAACAAAUCGAGUUAAAAUGAAGAUGCCAGACUGCAAAAUACAACAGCAGAGUCAGUGUUGCCCUGCAGGUAUAAUAUUGCUGCCCUUAACUGAGAGUGAGAGUAAAAAGUUUCUGUCUGCAGCUGAAAAAUGGGAGUAACAAUCUUUGUCUAUGGCUCGCCUUUGGCAUUUUAGGUUAAAGUCCUGGUAGAGAAUAUCAGGCAUAGUUACCUCAGGCUGCUGUCCAUUAUUUAUAUUUGUUAGUAUUUUGUAGGGACAUUCAAAAACAUAUUCAUUAGAGAGAUGACCCUGAUGUUUAAUAAUAUGGACUUGAAAAAGACCAGAAGAAAACACGUGACCCCUACUGACUACAAAAAGUACAAUAGAAGCACACAUUUACCAACACAAAACUUGAACUGCCAAACAUUUCAGCAUUUAUAAAGUAAAACCUUUUGUAAAAUUCUGAAGCAGAUGAUUCAGUUUUAAGCUCUUCUUAAUAAAUGAACACUUUGUGCAAAACACUUACAGAUACACUAAACAAGUAUAAUGUAGGUCAAGAAGAUUUCAGAGUCCAACUGUUUUAACAUUGCUGCAAAUCAUAUCUGCUUCUGAAUAAUACAAAAAUUAAGUCUACCUCUUAGGUUGUCUUUUUCUCCCUCAUAAACAUGGUAACAUGUUCCUCUGCAUCUUAUCUUGUUCAAGAUGAACUAAAACGUGAUGUGUAAAAGGUGCUUUGCUAAUGUCUGUUUGCAGGCAACAGAACUAAUUAGCUGCUCAGCAGCAGAUCAUUACACAGCAUGUUAACAACCCUGCAAAUGUCACUGUGGUACAGUAACAUGCUGGUGUGGUUUCUUAUCUUUAAUAAAACAUUUUUAAAACCUCUCAAAGACCUUGUACAUUCAUAAAACUAUGAAUGAUAAUAUCUUUAAAAUCCUGGCUGAGAUCUUGCCAGCAUUAAAAGUCCCUGUAAGUAAAAUCCAAACUUUGUGGCUUAACGCACUAGAUAUGUUUGAAUAAGGUUGCUGUAAACAUUGGAAACACUGAGAUCUAUCUCAGAUCAGAUCAGAUCAGAUCUCUGUGUGACUACGUUUUUGCAGUCUCUAUUUGAACACACUUCUAGCUAGGGGUGUCAAGAUACCAGAUUUUAAACUUUUAUAUGAUCUUUGUAAAAACUAAACAAUAUCUUUCACUCUUUAAAUAAAAAGCAGGGCAGCAAAAAUAACAGUCCCAGGCACCCAAUAUGUCUCGUUUUUAAUCACUAAAAUUGUAGGCUCCCUCCUGCACACUGUCAAAUACCCCAUUUACACAAUGCAUUAACAGGUUUUUAUAUCUGAUUUGGGCAUUUGGAGACUAACUGAUAAUCUUUAAUGCAAUGUGUGAAUGCACCUCAAUAUGUACUGAAAAUAGUUGGAUAUCUGAUUGUUCAGACUGCAUAUAUGGGUGGUCUGGGAUGCCUUCAUCCAGACUGACACAACAUGCACUAGCAAACAUUAAGGACCACCCUAAUGUAAUCUCCUGUGCUCCACAAGAAAACAAAAAGCAGGGCUUUAUUUAUGUCUGUUCAGCCACACUGAGCUAUGGGAAAUGAAGCUCUUUUUAGAGAUCUGGAUUUUUUUGGCUUAGCUCGGUUAUAAGGGUCAUUUGAUUUCAUUAAGCCUUUUGUAAACAACAACAAAAAUAGAACAAAAGGAAACUGUUUUUUAAACCAGAGCUGGCCCAUGUUGCUCGUAAAAAGAGCAGGCUCAGAACCAGUUUGUCUGCAAACAGAACAUCACAACACAUCAUAACUCUUUUGUAGCUUACAACCUUAAUAAGCCUGUCAUUUCAAUUUAACCAGUAUCUUCGCAAGAUCUAUCUGCUAAAAAGUAUAUCAGCAUAUCCUUCUGAAGCAUGUUUUAUGACAAAAUGAAGAAAAGCUGUUAAAGAUGCACCACUAGCCCCCAUUCAUUUAUAGUACCUGUGUCUUCACUGCACAUAUCACGUAGCUGUACUAAGCAUAUGUAAGGACAGCCACAGUAAUGCUGUUGCUUGCAGAGGUAGGUAAGUUUAUUCAAAUAGGUCAUCACUGAAGAUACAGUGUAAACUCAUACUGUGGAGCUACAUGCUUAAGUGCAGUCAUUUGGUAUCUAAAUACUCCAGAUGCAUUGUUAAUAUUUGAUAAUGCAUUGUCUGUACAACUCCUAAAUUGCAUAAAUCUUUUGAAAAUUUUGUUACUGAAAUGUUUCCAUUGUAUUUAGCACUCUUUCUUGCGCUUGCAGCAGUUUUAGUUAAAUACAUGACUGAAGAUCUUGUGUUUUAAAACAUGGUACUUUGUCAUUCUAUCCCUCAUUAAAAUAAUGAAUAUUAUGUCCUUUUAAAACCAGGGUACUAGAGUACUGACAAAAAUGUUUUUAUUUUUAUUUAAAAUGUAUUUUCCAUUUAUUUUGUUGAUUGCAGGUUUGAAUUUAGCUUUGUAGGCAACAGAGAACUAAUAACUCAGAGUAUUAUUACUAUUGGCAGGGUGUGACUAUUUUCAGCCUAUUAGUAAAUGGUAAAUUGGUGGAGAUGAGAUGAUACCUUUGCUAUUCUGCAGUGUGCAGUGGGGUUAACAGUAUUAGUUUUGAUGCAACAUACAUGAACAGUCAAUCACCAGUUCCAUGUGUGAAUAUAAGUGCAGGAAUCUUGCCAGAGAGUGUCAUUGACUAGUUUCCAGUAGUUUACAAGUCAAUCUCCAA